AUGUUCUCCUCAUUCUUCUCCACGACCGAUCCGACGGCACAGAACUUCCACCCCGUCUCGUCCGAGUACAAGCCGGAGGAUCUCGCGGGCGCGCUCGAGCCCAAGGAUCUCGAGUGGACGUGUGCCGGCGGAUUUAUUACUGAGACGCAGACGUGGUAUGCGACGCUCGAGGAUGGGACGUCGUUGAUGUGCCAGGUCAUCCACUCUGCCGUAGGAAUGUGGUACCCUCAGAUCCAGCUCACGUUCAAGCUCGCGAACCCGGUAACGGGCGAGAACACUUGGAAGAGCAUCAACGUGACCAACUUUGUUACUCCUCCGCCUGGGCUCGACAAGAGGUCGAGCAAGUCGGACCAGUUCACCAUUACGCACAAGGACAUCCCUGGCGGCGGAGAGUACCCCGAGACGUACUCGAUCACCGUUAACUGCGGCGACGAGCUCAAGGUUAUGCUUGACAUUCGUCGGCCUACGGCUGUUCCCGGCUUCAAAGUCGGCAAGGGCCCCAAGGGCGGCUUCUCGUACUUUGGCACGGACAAGGCCAACCCCGAGGGUUAUGUCGUUCACCGCUUCUGGCCUCUCACUCAGACCGUGGGCAAUGUUGUAGUCAAGGGCGCUUCCCGUGCGAUUGAUGCACCUGGCAUCUUCAUACACGCGAUCCAGGGCAUGCGCCCGAAUCUCGUGGCUGCACGCUGGAACUUCGUGCACUUCAAGAGCCCAUCACACCCGGGAACAAGCACGGUUCAGAUGGAGUUCACCACGACGGAUUCGUACGGCAAGAAGGGCAGUGGUUCGGGAUACGUUUCGGUGAACGUUGGUGCACUCGUGACGGAUGGGAAGCUGGCGGCUAUCACUGCGGAGACGAAGUGGCCGGGAGACAAGACGGAGGAGGGCGCUGUUGUGUCGCGAUGCGACCAUCUGAAGCCUGUGGUUGACCCGGAGACGACUUACCCUGCGCCUACGGAGCUGCUCUUUACGUGGAAGGGGCCCGCACUGGUGGGAUCUGGAGACGUCAAGGGCGUGUUGCAAGUCGAUGUUGGCGAGCCGAGCGCACCCAAGGGGUUGAUCGAGAAGGUGGACGUUCUCGGUGAGAUUCCUGGUGCGGUCAAGUCGAUCGUCAGCUAUGUUGCUGGCACCAAGCCGUAUAUUUACCAGUGGAUCAACCCGGCGAAGCUGAUCUUGACUGGCUCUGACGAUCUUGCACCUGGCUUGUCCAGCGGGCUUGAGGUUGAGGGCCACGCUUACGUUGAGUCGUCGUACAUCUCGUAUUGA
Peniophora sp. CBMAI 1063 is the source of this 1266-nucleotide messenger RNA. NCBI's taxonomy places the organism in Eukaryota, Fungi, Basidiomycota, Agaricomycetes, Russulales, Peniophoraceae. The record is from the annotation of a GenBank genome assembly.